AUGGAGAUUGACUCGCGCGCGCCAUCUGUAGAAUACGCAGAUCAGACUCACAGCCGGUACGAGCAAUCUCAGGAUCGUGACAUACAACAACAACAACAACAACAGCAACCGUCACAUCUUAUCGAAGGCAACAGGCACUCAAUAAAAGCACCACAAUCAAGGCACUCCCCUUCGAUACGGGGUUCUCCAUACGCUGUGGCUCAAGAUAUGCCAAGCAAUUCAUUGCAAUCUCCUUCACUCUACCAUCGAGGGGCUCAUGGGUCUCACAAAGGACCUGGUGUGAACUCAACAAGUGGCCAGCUUGAGGCUUCAACAGAGGCGUCUCAAGACCGGUCUGCUAUCGAGAAACCUCAAACGAACGGCCAUCACUACCCUCGUUCACCACAAGAUGUCGGUAUAGACGCUAUGGCGCGUCUACAGACGCAGAUGUCUCAAAACAGUGGCGCCUUAGCUGCACACACUCGCGACAUAAGACUUGGCCAGGAGGCGAUCGGGUCAAUGGAAGAAACAAUCCGAGAGUUUCAGGCCAAGUUCGUCCGACAAACUGCCGAUAUCCAAAGAAUCGAAGCGCUGGCUGCAAGGCUGCAGAACGAGGUGCAAGGCAUGCGCCAUGCGAUGGAAUCCAUUAAUCAUGAGUUACAGGCGAGUCGGAUGCAGAGGCAGUCAGCUGGUUCGGCUGUGCCUCCCGUGGUUCCAUCUUUCGCGGCUCAAAGUUCAGCAAUGGAGCUUAUGGCGCGGCAGUUGCAUGACAUGUCGCAUAAGACGAGUGACUUGGAUAACCUGAAGCUUCAUGUCGAGAUCAUGAAGGACAAAAUCUAUCGACUCGAAGAGCGCGCUGGACCAGAGUCUUCACAAGUACCGCCACAUCUACAUCAGGCGCCACAAGGAUCGGUAGCGCAAUCUUCCCAGCCUGCUCUUGUUGCCUCUACAUCACACCAAAUUACAUCAACAACGACGCCGAGUAACAGAGCACCUCAGCCAAUACUCAAUGGACAGCUUCAACAAUCCUCGUUUGGUGCUCCUUCAUCAACGGCUGCCGCCCCAAGUGCUCAGCCCAUAAGUAACCAGACUAGCGGAUGGGCUGCCGUUAACGCAGGGGUGAAACGGGCCCAUCAGGAUGGCGUUGAGACCCCACAGGCAGGCAAUGCCCAUGCACCUGAACCCCCCAAGAGGCAGAGAUUAGUGGAAGACGGUACUUCGGGCUACACAUCUUCACAACAAACACCCAUUACAGACCAUCGCUUCCAAACACCUACGCAUACAGUACCAUCUCAGCAAACUGUUCCUGAAUCGGUGCAUAGGUCGCAAUCACAACAACCGUACCAUGUCCCUUACGCUACACAAGAUGGCCCCUCGGACGCCAGUUCGCAACCCGAGUCUCAGCGUAUGAUUGAGCAUCGACCGCGCGGGCGUCCACGUGGUAGUGGAGGUCCUGGAAGUCGGGGUGGUAGAGGAAGAAAGAGCAUGCCAGCCCAACUCCACGGUACACUCGGAACGCCUGAAUGGGAAAGAGAUGAUUGGCAAGGUGUUCCCGAUUCGCAGACCAGCCCAGCCGGAUACUACAACCACGUAGAGCAACCAGGACGAGGAGGCAUUGCGCGCCGCGGCAGUGGUGGCGGAGGUGGUCGUGGUGGCUACGCAACCAGUGACCGUGCUAGUAGUCUAGGUCUACAAGGCGUAACAGGUGCUAUGAGCUUUGGAUCGCCCAGCGACCCGUAUGGGUUGGGAAAGAAGACGCGCACCAAACCCAUUAGGAAUGCAGAUGGAGUGUUGAUACGCAAAGACGGCCGGCCAGAUAUGCGUUCGCAAUCUUCAGCAGCUAAUCUCCGCAAGGUACACGAGCGCAAAGAAGGCCAAGCAAGCCACUCACCCACAGGCUCGAGCUUUACGCCUACCAACCUCCAAUACACGACUUCAGUAAACACACCAGACACACCGAGUCCAAGAGGAUACGCUACCGACCCAAACGCCACCGAUAAACACAACGCCAUAAUGGGCAAGAUAUUUCCCGAUGGUAUCGACGCAGCAUGCAAAAACCAAGACUACACCCGGCAAGUCUUUGAAGAAAACUACGAUCACACCGUGCACCCACGAUCGCAGAAUAGUGACCCAACAAAGAAGAAGGCAGUUCAGGUUAAGAAAGAGCAAGUAGACCGGAAUAGAGGUUCCAAGACACGAAACCAGCAAGAACAAGACGGGGAUGUGGAUAUGGAUGGGACUGAGGACCAUGCAGAUGAUGAGCGUCAAACACCUGAUGAGGGCAGCAGUGACGCUAGAGGCGGCGUGCGGCUGGAAGAUCAAACCCAGUACGCAAACAUGCAGGAGAACAGUAGCACACGAACUGCUUCGCAAACUAUUCCAGAAACUCAGGCAGUGGAUAGUUCGGUCACGAUUGGAGCGGGGUCUACGCAGACUCAGUAG
Messenger RNA from Alternaria atra, 2421 nucleotides. RefSeq lists its product as uncharacterized. The record is from RefSeq and is a predicted model, not a curated record. NCBI's taxonomy places the organism in Eukaryota, Fungi, Ascomycota, Dothideomycetes, Pleosporales, Pleosporaceae. The transcript has a single exon. The coding region runs from base 1 to 2421 and encodes 806 amino acids.